Vombatus ursinus (common wombat) is the source of this 4801-nucleotide messenger RNA. It is a transcript of the gene NPLOC4, whose product is annotated as NPL4 homolog, ubiquitin recognition factor. NCBI's taxonomy places the organism in Eukaryota, Metazoa, Chordata, Mammalia, Diprotodontia, Vombatidae. The transcript has 17 exons. Gene Ontology annotation, biological process: ubiquitin-dependent protein catabolic process. Gene Ontology annotation, cellular component: nucleus. Gene Ontology annotation, molecular function: ubiquitin binding; ubiquitin protein ligase binding. The coding region runs from base 66 to 1892 and encodes 608 amino acids. The record is from RefSeq and is a predicted model, not a curated record.
UGCGGGACUCGGGGCGGCGGGCGGCGGGGGCCGGGCGCCGGGGUCCGGCGACGGCAGCGGCGGCCAUGGCCGAGAGCAUCAUAAUCCGUGUCCAGUCACCAGAGGGGGUGAAGCGUAUCACUGCAACAAAGAGAGAAACAGCUGCAACAUUUUUGAAAAAGGUUGCAAAGGAGUUUGGCUUCCGGAACAAUGGUUUCUCAGUUUACAUCAAUAGAAACAAGACAGGAGAGAUAACAGCAUCACCAAACAAAUCCCUCAACCUGUUAAAAAUUAAACAUGGCGAUUUGUUGUUCCUGUUUCCCUCGAGCCUUGCUGGACCCUCAUCUGACAUGGAAACUUCCUCCUCACAAGCAUUACGUGCUUGGGGAGCUCCCAAUGUGGUAGAAGAUGAGAUUGAUCAAUACCUUAGCAAACAGGAUGGAAAGAUUUACAGGAACCGAGACCCACAACUUUGCCGACAUGGUCCUUUGGGGAAAUGUGUGCACUGUGUACCUCUAGAGCCAUUUGAUGAAGAUUACUUGAACCAUCUUGAACCUCCUGUGAAGCAUAUGUCCUUCCAUGCCUACAUUCGAAAACUGACCGGAGGGGCUGAUAAGGGGAAAUUUGUUGCCCUGGAGAAUAUCAGCUGCAAGAUUAAAUCUGGUUGUGAGGGACAUCUUCCAUGGCCUAAUGGCAUUUGUACCAAGUGCCAGCCAAGUGCCAUCACCCUGAACAGACAGAAAUAUCGGCAUGUAGACAACAUCAUGUUUGAGAAUCACACGGUUGCUGAUCGUUUCCUUGACUUCUGGAGAAAGACUGGGAACCAGCAUUUUGGGUACUUGUAUGGACGGUAUACAGAGCAUAAAGACAUUCCUCUUGGCAUUAGGGCUGAGGUUGCUGCCAUUUAUGAACCCCCUCAGGUCGGUACACAGAACAGCCUGGAGCUCCUGGAAGACCCCAAAGCUGAAGUAGUAGAUGAGAUUGCUGCCAAACUUGGCCUGAGAAAGGUUGGCUGGAUAUUUACAGACUUAGUCUCAGAAGAUACCCGAAAGGGUACUGUUCGAUAUAGCCGCAACAAGGACACAUAUUUUCUGAGUUCAGAAGAAUGUAUAACUGCAGGAAAUUUCCAGAACAAGCAUCCCAACAUAUGUCGGCUUUCUCCAGAUGGUCAUUUUGGAUCCAAGUUUGUAACUGCAGUAGCUACAGGUGGUCCAGACAACCAAGUUCACUUUGAGGGUUACCAGGUAUCUAAUCAGUGCAUGGCAUUGGUCCGGGAUGAGUGCUUGUUGCCCUGUCGAGAUGCGCCUGAGUUGGGUUAUGCCAAGGAAUCUAGCAGUGAGCAAUAUGUGCCUGAUGUGUUCUAUAAGGACAUAGAUAAGUUUGGUAAUGAGAUCACUCAGCUGGCCCGCCCCCUCCCGGUGGAGUAUCUGAUCAUAGAUAUCACGACGACUUUCCCCAAGGAUCCAGUUUAUACUUUUUCUAUUUCACAAAAUCCAUUCCCUAUUGAGAACCGAGAUGUCCUAGGCGAGACACAGGAUUUUCACAGUUUGGCUACAUACUUGUCUCAGAACACCUCCUCCAUUUUCCUAGACAUCAUCUCAGAUUUCCAUCUGCUCCUCUUUCUGGUCACCAAUGAAGUCAUGCCUCUUCAGGACAGCAUUAGCUUAUUGCUGGAGGCCGUGAGGACUAGGAAUGAGGAGCUAGCACAGACUUGGAAAAAAUCUGAGCAGUGGGCCACCAUUGAACAGCUCUGCAGUACAGUUGGUGUCCAGCUUCCAGGAAUGCAUGAGUAUGGUGCCAUCGGGGGUUCAACACAUGCCACCUCCUCUGCAAUGUGGGCUUGUCAACACUGCACCUUCAUGAACCAGCCAGGCACGGACCACUGCGAGAUGUGUAGCCUCCCUAGGACCUAACACUCCCCAUCGUCCUCCUGGGCAAACCUGGGGACCAGACUCACAACCCUCUUAGAAGCCAGGAUCGUUUCUCAUGAUUCUUCCCCUGUAAUGAUGCCCCAGUGGUGGGCAGACCUGAAGGAGGGGAAAAGGCUACCCUUGGGUCUCUGUGACCCACAGAAGCAUCUUGGCACUGUUCUUUCCAGAGGGUACCCACUAGAGAGAGGGAUCCAAGGCUGGGUUUUCUGCCAGGCUGAAUUUAAUCUCAAAACUGGAAAUCCCAAAACUGUAUCCCUAAUGCAAGACAUUUAACCUCAGUUUACAGUUUUGCAAUUUGUAUUUGAUAAGAACGGCGCCCUUCUGUGUCACCUGGAUUUUGCUUUUCCUGCAGCCUUCCCUUUUCCUUUUGCAAUUUCCUCCCUUUUUUAUUCUCUUAACUCUUCAUCCCCUCCACUCCUUUACCCCAUUCCCUUUUUAAAAUCUUGUUGGCCCUCUACCUUGUCCUCUACUCCAUUACUAGGUGUUGGACGCCUGCUGACAGUGGUGGAUGCUUCUAACCCCUCAGCUUGGCCGGUCACCUGGUGAGAAUGAGAACCAGCUCAGUCAGCUGAGCUGUGUCUUAGAGCAGGAGGCUUCUUCCCUUGUUGAUUUGCAUGAUUUUUUUUUUCCUUUUUUCACCUUUUCUUUCCUCUCACCAAACUGGGAGGUGAGAUUUAAAGGUCUGAAUUGGUUAUAAGGACAGCAAUUUGUAAUUCCUGCCUACAGGCCCUUUUGGUUCAUUUGUUUUUAUUUUUUAAGAGAAAAAUACUGCACAAAAGGGAGGUGUGAGAGACUACUUUCCACUUCCCUUACCCCCUUCCCUUCUCAAGCUUUCACCUUAAUAAAUCCUUUUUAGGGUGUGUGUUUGUGGAUGGGCGUGUAGGGGUGUGUGUAGGUGUGUGGAUCCACAGUUAGUUAUCCUUUGAAGUAAACCUCAGUGCCUGAGUCUUUCCAUCAAGCUACACAGUAAGGACAGUUUUAAAAGCAAAAAGUCUAGAUUGGGAGAACAGAAGAGUGAGCUGCACCCAGGCAAGUGGAACACUGAAGCUGAGCACUGCAGUUGGGGUUGUUUUGUUUUUUUUUUCUUUUAAAAUUUUUAAUUAGUGCUGAUAGUCCCCUAGGUGUACCAGAGGUGAGCUCAGCUCACCCACAGUAUUCAGUAUUGUGUUCCUACCCACUAACCUUCUCUUCUCUUCCUACUUCCUGAGUCCUUGGCCUUCUGAUUCACUGGCAUGUCAACUGUAGCAGUUCCAGGAGGGAAUUUAGGGUUCUGCUAAGUAUGAGGUCUGCACAAGAUCCCCUGAGAAGGCAGCUGAGGAAGUGACUAAUGAUAGCUAUGGGGAGAAAGAACAGAGGUCCUAUUGGGAUCCCUGCCAUCUCUUUACUGGCCAAGGCUCUGCCUGCAGGUGGGUAGGUACAUCAUAGCCUAGCACCUCCAGGGAAAUUCUUUACAAUCUUCCCCCAUGUUGAGCCAAUUGGCAUGGCAUGGCAUGGCAUGGGCAUCUUAAUUACAUUCUAUCUUGAUGCCAGCUGCAAAUUAUCCUCAGCCUUUCAGCAUAAAGGAAAAUGGGCACCACUAUAGGAUACUUCUGCCACUUCUGCACUUCAUGAUAUUUCUUGCAUAUGCUGAACCCUCUUUUCCUCUUGGGUUCUAGAGAGAAUGUUUGCAUCUGCUAGUUUGCAUGUUGACCUCUGAUGUGUCAGAAAGCUCAGUAUAAACUUUGGCUGAUAUCUUUUGGCAGAAUUGGCUAGUGGCAUUAGCUACUUUCUAGGCCAAGGGUUUGGUUUGGAUGAGUAUGUUUUGCCUGGGCAGUAACUUCUAUGGUGUCGUGUGGUACUGUUGCAAUAGAGGAUACAGAGUGAAGCGUGAAAUCCCGCAUAGGGAAGCACCUCUCCAGGUAAUCUAUUCUAGAGCUGUUGAAAAUGGUGUUGGGGACUGAAUUUUCUUUUGGAAUAUUGACUAUCCUUUUCAGUUUAGACUUAAUUCUUAGGAUUGUUCUGGAGGUUUAAUGCAUCUAGUUAGUGAUCUUCCUUAUGUACACACACUGAAAUCAUUCUCUUCAUUCCUUUUGAAACCAAGUGGAAACUUAACCUUGCUUCCAAGACUUCAUAUCACAAAGGUGGGAUCAGAUCACAGGAAAGAAAGACCCAGACUCCUCCUCUGCUUGCACUAGUCUCCUUUAUUUGCUGUAUUUGUUUCACUUUACUUUCAACCAACUUCUUUUUCCCUCUGAGAAAUUCUGGCAUUUACACAACUUUUUGUCCUCUUGAUUUUAUUUUUCUUUUAGUUUAACUACCUUGGUUCAGUAAUGGACUUUGUGCCAUUAUCCAAAGAAAGCUGUUGAGGGCUAGAUGAAGCUACAAAUAUGGCAACAGUAUUGGUAGGAGAGUCCAGCCCCUAACCCAGCUCCUGGCUGCUUCCUUCAGGGUGGAUGACUGACCCCAGCCCUGCAGGUGAGUCUGAAGGCACAGUCUGGCCUUCUGGCCUUCCUAAAUGCGGGAAGCCUAAACUGGGCUUGUCUCUCCUACCAUUAGUAUAGGCCAUUUUCCUUUUGUUGUCCCAGCCAGAAGCCCAUCUCCCAUGAUGUAGUCCACUGCACUGUCUACAGCAGAGCCAAUAAUGGUCCCAGGAAAGUGGUGACUCACAAGUGCUCAGUAUGGAAGGGCUCAUGCAGGCCAUUCCAGCAGCCCUUUUUGACAGAGAAGAUGUUGGUCUUUUUCUCAGCCCACCUCUUUUCUCCCCUUACAGUUUGCAUACCUAAAAACUAGCUAUCUGGGGGUGUUGGUGCUCCAGCUUUGCUUGUUUGCAGAUGUGCAUUUGUUGGAUUUGGAUUGGAGUUAUCUCAAUUACAGCCCUGUAAGUGAAACCUAAUAAAAGUACCUGAAAUGAC